GAAGUGUGUUUGUCUUUUGUGUGAUUCUUCAAACUUCACCUGCCAAACAGAAGGAGCAUGUUGGGCCUCAGUUAUGCUAACCAAUGGGAGAGAACAGGUGAUAAAGUCCUGUGUCUCUCUCCCAGAGUUAAAUGCUCAAGUCUUUUGCCACAGUUCCAACAAUGUUACCAAAACUGAGUGCUGCUUCACAGAUUUUUGUAACAACAUAACACUGCAUCUUCCAACAGCAUCACCAAAUGCCCCCAAACUUGGACCCAUGGAGCUCACUGUUGCUAUUAGUUUGCCAAUUUGCCUCCUGUUCAUAGUGGCAGUGCUGACAAUAUGGACAUGUCAAGGACAGCAAUGUGCUUACAAGAAGAAAAAGAGACAAAAUGUGGAGGAACCGCUCUCUGAGUGCAAUCUGGUAAAUGCUGGAAAAACUCUCAAAGAUCUGAUUUAUGAUGUGACCGCCUCUGGCUCUGGUUCUGGUCUACCUUUGUUAGUCCAAAGAACAAUUGCAAGGACAAUUGUACUUCAGGAAAUCGUAGGAAAAGGUAGAUUUGGUGAGGUCUGGCAUGGUAGAUGGUGUGGAGAAGAUGUGGCUGUGAAAAUAUUUUCCUCCAGAGAUGAAAGGUCUUGGUUUCGUGAAGCAGAAAUUUAUCAGACUGUUAUGCUGAGACACGAAAACAUUCUUGGUUUCAUUGCUGCUGACAACAAAGAUAAUGGAACUUGGACUCAGCUUUGGCUUGUCUCUGAAUAUCAUGAGCAAGGCUCCUUGUAUGACUAUUUGAACAGAAACAUAGUAACUGUGGCUGGAAUGAUCAAACUGGCACUUUCAAUAGCUAGUGGUUUGGCCCAUCUUCAUAUGGAAAUUGUUGGUACACAAGGUAAACCUGCUAUUGCUCAUCGAGAUAUAAAAUCCAAAAAUAUCUUAGUGAAAAAGUGUGAAACUUGUGCCAUAGCAGACUUAGGAUUGGCUGUGAAGCAUGAUUCAAUACUGAACACAAUUGACAUGCCUCAGAACCCUAAAGUAGGAACUAAAAGGUAUAUGGCUCCUGAAAUGCUUGAUGAUACAAUGAAUCUGAAUAUCUUUGAGUCCUUCAAACGUGCUGAUGUCUAUUCUGUUGGUCUGGUUUACUGGGAAAUAGCCCGAAGGUGUUCAGUUGGAGGAAUAGUUGAGGAGUACCAGUUGCCUUAUUAUGACAUGGUGCCUUCAGAUCCUUCUAUAGAGGACAUGAGGAAGGUUGUUUGUGACCAGAAGUUUCGACCAAGUAUCCCAAACCAGUGGCAAAGCUGUGAAGCACUCCGAGUCAUGGGAAGAAUAAUGCGUGAAUGUUGGUAUGCCAAUGGAGCAGCCCGCUUGACAGCCCUUCGUAUAAAGAAGACUAUCUCUCAACUUUGUGUCAAAGAAGACUGCAAAGCUUAACAAUGACAGUUGUGCUAGAAGCAAUCACUUUCAGUUUUCAUUUCCAUUUUCCCUCUUUAUGUGAAUGUUUUUGCUUCUUGUUAUUUUUUGUU
Suncus etruscus (white-toothed pygmy shrew) is the source of this 1497-nucleotide messenger RNA. It is a transcript of the gene ACVR1C, whose product is annotated as activin A receptor type 1C. Gene Ontology annotation, cellular component: plasma membrane; activin receptor complex. Lineage: Eukaryota; Metazoa; Chordata; Mammalia; Eulipotyphla; Soricidae. The transcript is spliced from 8 exons. Bases 74 to 1405 code for a protein of 443 amino acids. Gene Ontology annotation, molecular function: ATP binding; activin receptor activity, type I. The record is from RefSeq and is a predicted model, not a curated record. Gene Ontology annotation, biological process: cellular response to growth factor stimulus; protein phosphorylation; activin receptor signaling pathway.